CUUCGAUUUCAUCUUCCUUCCAUUUUUUGUUCUUACUUCCUCGGGCGCUGUUCAUAUUCAAUUCCCAAUUCCCAAUUCAAAAUUCCAAAUUCCAAUUGAUUUGAGGCUUUUACCACUGAUUUCCAGAUCUACUCUUAAUUCUCAAUCUUCCGGUGAUACUGAAUCAGAAUCCGGCGAAAAUGUCCACCGACAGCGACGACCUGGAUGAGGAUGAACUGCUGCGGAUGGCUCUCAAGGAGCAAAAACAGCGCGAUGUCAAUUAUGUCUCUAAAUCUGGCAAGCCCGUUGCUAAUUACGUCCGACCGCCGGCUCACUCCCGGAAAUCGGCUUCUGCAGCUGCUGUUUCUUCUAAAACUAGUGGCAGUAAAGCGCAGCCUAAGGGUGGUAGGAGAGUUGUCGACGACGAUGACGAUUCGGAGGUCGAGAUGCUGAGCAUUUCAAGUGGUGAUGAGGAUUCCGCCAAUUAUCGUCGAACGUCCGCAGUUAGAGGUCGCGGCGGUAAGGCGGCUAGGUCCUCUGGUAGGGACGAUGAUCCUGGCUGGGACGGCGAGGAGCCUCAUUGCUGGAAGCAUGUUGAUGAAGACGAGCUUGCUAGAAGAGUACGUGAAAUGCGGGAGACAAGAACAGCACCGAUUCCUCAGAAGUUUGACCGAAAGGUGUCUGCAAUUGGUAGACCGGGGCUCAGCCAUUUGCAGUCAUUCCCUCGUGGCAUGGAAUGUGUAGAUCCACUUGGGUUGGGAGUAAUAGACAACAAAUCAUUAAGAUUGAUCACGGAGACAUCUGAGAGCUCUCCUAAAUCUGAGAAAAAUUUCAUUGAUGGUGCCUUCCGAGACAAGUUGAUGUAUUUCUCUGAAAAAUUUGAUGCAAAACUUUUCAUUUCUCGGAUACACCAAGACACAAGUGCAGGAGACUUGGAGAAAGGCGCUUUUUCUAUAAAAACUGACCUUAAAGGACGGACGCAGCAAAGAAAACAGUUAGUCAAAGACAAUUUUGACUGCUUUGUAUCAUGCAAAACCACAAUUGAUGAUAUUGAGUCCAAGUUGAGACGAAUUGAAGAAGACCCUGAAGGUUCUGGAACUUUACAUUUGUAUAAUUGUAUUCAAGGAGUAAGCAAGCAAGCCAAUCGGGCUUUUCAGUCUCUGUUUGAAAGACAGGCACAAGCUGAAAAGAUCAGAUCAGUUCAAGGAAUGCUGCAAAGGUUCAGAACGCUUUUUAACUUGCCAAGUACCAUUCGCAGCAGCAUUAGUAAGGGUGAAUUUGACCUGGCAGUUAGGGAGUACAAAAAAGCAAAGUCAAUUGCUUUGCCAUCUCAUGUGGGAAUUUUGAAAAAAGUUCUUGAAGAGGUUGAAAAAGUGGUGCACGAGUUCAAAGGCACACUUUACAAGUCAAUGGAAGACCCAAAAAUAGAUUUGACAAACCUCGAAAACACUGUGAGACUACUACUGGAGCUGGAUCCUGAAUCAGAUCCUGUGUGGCAUUAUUUAAACAUACAGAAUCACAAGAUACGAGGUUUGCUUGAGAAGUGCACCUUAGAUCAUGAGUCAAGAAUGGAAGCUUUGAAUACUAAAUUGCGUGAAAGAGCUAUUGCUGAUGCAAGAUGGAGGCAGAUUCAACAAGAUCUGGAUCAAUCUGUAGGUGAAAUCUGUAAAGAUGAUUCUAAUGAUGAUUUGAGCAAAUUUAUUAAAUUGAACAUGGCCUUCGUUUUAAUUUUUUUUCAUUGUUGUCAGUCAGAUGUUGAUCAUUCUUCUGUUAGGGUUGGCCAUCUCCCUGUGGGUGUGGAACUCGUGGAAGUAAAUAGUGAAGAAGUUGAUGCUCUCAGAGGUAGAUAUAUUCAGAGAUUGACAGCUGUACUUAUCCGUCACAUACCAGUGUUUUGGAAAACUGCUCUUUCUGUUUUCAGUGGGAAAUUUGCCAAGUCUUCUCAAGUUUCUACUGAAUCAAGUACAAACACCUCGGCUAGCAAAAAUGAGGACAAGGUUGGUGAAGGGAAGUACUUGAAUCAUUCUCUCGAGGAAGUUGCUGGGAUGAUACGCAAUACACUGUCUGCAUAUGACGUAAAGGUUAACAGCACCUUUCGUGAUCUUGAAGAAUCAAAUAUUCUUCAGCCGUAUAUGAGUGAUGCCAUAAAUGAAAUAUCUAGCACAUGUCAAACUUUCGAAGCAAAGGAAUCAGCUCCUACAAGUGCUGUGAUUGCACUGCGAACACUUCAAUCAGAGGUGACAAAGAUUUAUAUUUUAAGGCUUUGUGCCUGGAUGCGAGGCUCCAUCGUAAAUAUUUCGAAAGAUGAAACAUGGGUCCCUGUGUCAAUUAUUGAGAGGAAUAAAUCUCCAUACACAAUCUCUUUCUUGCCUCUAGCAUUUCGAUCUAUCAUGUCUUCUGCAAUGGAUCAAAUAAAUUUUAUGGUUCAGUCUUUAACAAGCGAGGCUUCAAAGUCGGAGGAUAUAUUUUUGCAGCUUCAAGAAAUUGAGGAAUCUGUUAGACUUGCAUUUUUGAACUGUUUCCUUGAUUUUGCAGGUCAUCUGGAGAAUAUUGGAAAUGGGCUUAUCCAGACCAAACAAAACAAAGACAAUCUACACUUGCAGAAUGGAUUUUCUCAUGAAUUUCAGGACAAACUACUUUCAGAUGUGCAUGGGAAUUUUGUGAAUCCACAUCAACAAUUGUUAGUAGUCUUGAGUAAUAUUGGUUUUUGUAAAGAGGACCUUUCGUGUGAAUUAUACAGCAAGUACAAGCAUAUUUGGUCACAUUAUAGGGUAAAAACUGAAGAGGAUAGCAGUGACCUUCAAGAUCUUGUUAUGUCCUUUACUGCAAUUGAAGAAAAGGUCCUUGAACAGUAUACCUAUGCAAAGGCAAACUUGAUGAGAACAGCUGCUACUAACUAUUUACUGGAUUCCGGAAUCCGCUGGGGAGCUGCUCCUGCAGUUAAAGGUGUUCGUGAUGCAGCUGUAGAGCUUCUCCACACUCUUGUGUCUGUCCAUGCUGAGGUUUUUGCUGGUGCUAAGCCCCUUUUGGACAAGACACUAGGCAUUCUUGUUGAAGGUUUAAUUGAUACUUUCCUCAGCAUUUUUGAUGAAAAUGCAACAACAGAGCUACAGUCACUUGAUACAAAUGGUUUCUGUCAACUCAUGCUUGAGCUCGAGUACUUCGAGACCAUAUUAAAUCCUUAUUUCACACCCGAUGCAAGGGAGUCUUUGGGGUCUUUGCAAGGAGUGCUUUUGGAGAAAGCUACUGAAAGUGUGACAGAGGCAGCUGAUAAUCCAGGCCAUAAUCGUCGGUCGACUCGUGGGAGCGAGGAAGCUCUAGAUGAACGACAGCAAGGAGCAACUGCCCCAGAUGAACUUAUUGCACUGGCACAGCAGUACAGCACAGAGUUGCUUCAACAAGAGCUCGAGAGAACACGAAUAAACACCGCUUGCUUUGCAGAGUCGAUUCCAUUAGAUUCUGUCCCUGAACCAGUCAAGGCAGCAUACACUUCAUUUAAUGCCACUUAUAGAGGAGGCAUAACUCCCACGGGGUCUCCUAGUUUCUCGUCCCGGAGCAGGCGUCGUAUAUAACCUUAGAUUCUUGUUUGCUUGAUGGAUUUUCCCAUAUCAAUGCAGAACUACUUUCGGUUUUGUUCAUUCUUGUAAGUAAGUAAAUCUUCAUUGGUCAUCCUAGUUUUAUUUUUCCCCAUGGUCAGUUUUUGCUGUAUAAUUGAUGUCUAUUAUUUACUUUCAGGGAUGUGGAACUGUUUAUAUUGUGUCCCAAGUUUACUUUAACAAAUAAUUAGUGUUGACAAUAUGUUCGGGUUCUUGGUCUAUACAUUUGUGAAUGUCUGCUUUAUAUCUUAGAAAUUUCAAGUCUUAAUUGUUGUUCU
Cucurbita moschata (crookneck pumpkin) is the source of this 3853-nucleotide messenger RNA. Its product is annotated as exocyst complex component SEC5A-like. Gene Ontology annotation, cellular component: exocyst. The transcript has 20 exons. NCBI's taxonomy places the organism in Eukaryota, Viridiplantae, Streptophyta, Magnoliopsida, Cucurbitales, Cucurbitaceae. The coding region runs from base 180 to 3551 and encodes 1123 amino acids. Gene Ontology annotation, biological process: Golgi to plasma membrane transport; exocytosis. The record is from RefSeq and is a predicted model, not a curated record.